Messenger RNA from Penicillium antarcticum, 519 nucleotides. RefSeq lists its product as uncharacterized. Lineage: Eukaryota; Fungi; Ascomycota; Eurotiomycetes; Eurotiales; Aspergillaceae. The transcript has a single exon. The annotation marks the transcript as partial. The record is from RefSeq and is a predicted model, not a curated record.
CUCACCCUUACCCUCACCCUUAUACUACUCACCCUCACCCUCACCCUUACCCUCACUCUCACCCUUACCCUUAUACUACUCACCCUCACCCUCACCCUUACCCUCACUCUCACCCUUACCCUUAUACUACUCACCCUCACCCUUACCCUCACUCUCACCCUCACUCUCAUCCUUACCCUCACUCUCACUCUCAUCCUUACCCUCACUCUCACCCUUACCCUUAUACUACUCACCCUCACCCUUACCCUCACUCUCACCCUCACUCUCAUCCUUACCCUCACUCUCACUCUCAUCCUUACCCUCACUCUCACCCUUACCCUUAUACUACUCACCCUCACCCUCACCCUUAUCUUCCCCCUCUAUUCUACCGACUCGAUCUUCUCUAUUACCCUCGACCUUAUCCGUAUUAUCUACUCCCCUUAUCCAUCAUUUUAUAUUCCCUACCUUAUUCGUAACACAAAUCUUGCUUAUAUUCCUUCUUACCUACCAAUCUUAUCCCAAUUUGAAUCACCGAUAUAA